AUGGUGGAGAAAAAGAGUCAAGCAAGAGCCGAGGCAGAGGAGUUCUUUCGAGACGAUGGAACCCCAUCACCAAUGGAAGAUGUUGCCAGAAAUCUAGCAGCCUACUGGAUGCUGUAUCUUAUACGAGGAAUAGUAGUUACGGCCUUUGGUAUAUUCUUCUUGGCAGAUCCAUCAACAUCGAUGGGAGUCUUGACAACAGUAUUCGGUACUCUAUUCGUGCUGGAAGGAAUGGGAAACUUGUUUAAGACCUGCGUUGUCUGUUUUGGAACAGAUAGCCAGACAGCUUUCUGUCUAUACUCGAUGCUCUUCCUUGGAAACACUAUACUUGGAAUCGUCAUUUUGGUCUACCCGAAUGAAACAUUGAAUAUGCUGAUAUGGUUUGUGGCACUUGCAUUCCUGAUUGUGGGUGCAAUCCAAAUUAUUGUGGGUGUAAUCUUUUGCAUUGGUAAUGUCGGUUGGGAGGCAUCAUUGGGAAUCAGUUUCUUGGGACUCUUAUACACGAUACUAGCUGGCCUUCUCAUGUCUAAUUUGAAUGAGAGUAAGGAUUUUGUGAUUCGAUUAAUUGGAGGUGUCAUUACACUUUUUGGAAUUCAGUUACUCUAUCUUGCCAAAAGGCUGAAGGAGAUGAACGAAACUCUCGAAGAGGAAGCAAAUAUGCCGAAAAGUACUGUCACAAUCGAAGAACUCCCCGAUGACAAUGAUGAAACUGCCGAGCUGACGAAGCUCAGCGGAGAUCUAUAA
Messenger RNA from Cylindrotheca closterium, 741 nucleotides. NCBI's taxonomy places the organism in Eukaryota, Bacillariophyta, Bacillariophyceae, Bacillariales, Bacillariaceae. The record is from the annotation of a GenBank genome assembly.